Brassica rapa (field mustard) is the source of this 4443-nucleotide messenger RNA. Its product is annotated as U-box domain-containing protein 52-like. Gene Ontology annotation, biological process: protein phosphorylation. The record is from RefSeq and is a predicted model, not a curated record. Gene Ontology annotation, molecular function: ATP binding; protein kinase activity. NCBI's taxonomy places the organism in Eukaryota, Viridiplantae, Streptophyta, Magnoliopsida, Brassicales, Brassicaceae.
AGAAGUAGUUAAAGAUACAGCUUCAAAGGAGAAGGAAAGAUACGAAGAGGCGAUGAAGGUGGCAGAGAAGGUUAAAGAAAGCAUGAUGCAUGAGGCUUUACACAGAAGAGAAGCAGAGAUCAAAGGAGAACGUGAUGCUAAAGAGAAAGAUAAGCUCCAGGCUUCUCUCGUCUCUCCAGGGAUCCAAUACCAACAUUACUCCUGGGAGGAACUCGCAGCUGCCACUUCUGACUUCUCUGAAGAUCUCAAGAUUGGUAUUGGAGCCUAUGGAACCGUCUACAAAUGCAAUCUGCAUCACACCACCGGUGCUGUCAAGGUUCUUCACGCUGGAGAAACUCAGCUCUCUAAACAGUUUGAUCAAGAGCUUGAGAUCUUGAGCAAGAUCCGUCACCCUCACCUCGUCCUUCUACUUGGGGCAUGCCCUGAACGAGGCUGCCUCGUCUAUGAGUACAUGGACAAUGGAAGCUUAGAUGACCGUUUGAUGCUAGUCAACAACACAUCUCCUAUCCCUUGGUUCGAGCGUUUCAGGAUUGCUUUAGAAGUAGCUUCAGCGCUUGUCUUCCUCCACAAAUGCAAGCCUAGACCCAUCAUUCACCGCGACCUUAAACCAGGAAACAUCUUGCUUGACCACAACUUCGUCAGCAAACUAGGUGAUGUUGGUCUCUCCACAAUGGUUAACCAAGACGACGCUGAUUCUAAAAUGACGGUCUUGAAGAAAACAAGCCCAGUGGGAACUCUCUGUUACAUUGACCCUGAGUACCAGAGAACCGGGCUCAUCUCACCAAAAUCAGAUGUGUAUUCUCUAGGUGUUGUGAUUCUUCAGCUGAUUACCGCGAAACCCGCGAUAGCCAUUACACAUAUUGUGGAAGAAGCUAUUGGUGAUGAUGCUGAGUUUAUGGGACUGUUGGAUGUUAAAGCUGGAGCUUGGCCUGUUAGUGAGACUCGUGAGUUAGCUGCUUUGGGACUGCGUUGUACGGAGAUGAGACGCAGAGACAGACCCGACCUUAAAGAUGAGAUCAUCCCGGCUUUGGAACGGCUUAGGAAAGUCGUCGAUAAAUAUCAAAACUCGCUCUCUAGAACUCCGUCUGGUCCUCCAUCUCACUUAAUUUGCCCACUUCUCAAGGUCUGAACCUAAUUUCUUGUACAACAAGAAACCUACAUGGUUACUUGCGUUUCAAGAAACCUUGUUUUCUUCUUGAUUUAACCUAACUUUUUGGUAUUGAUUACAGGGCGUGAUGGACGAGCCGUGCUUAGCUGCGGAUGGUUAUACUUACGAGCAUGAAGCCAUAGAUGACUGGCUGAGAGAGAAGGAUACGUCGCCGGUGACUAACCUUCCAUUGCCUAAUAAGAACCUUCUUGCCAAUUACACUCUUUACUCAGCAAUCAUGGAGUGGAAAAAAUCUAAUAAUCAAUAGUGAGAGAGAGAUUCAACAACAAGCACAAUCUACAAUGUUCAAGUCUUCACGGUUCUUUCAUGAAGCGUGCAAAAUUUCUCUACUUCAGAAUCAUACAAUAUGAUCAUUCUUAUGAAUCUUAUCGAACAAAAUUAGUAUUUUUAAUAUAAGAGCAUCUCCAAAAGACAUUCUGUAAUUUCAAAUAUGAAAUUUUUUGCAAUAAAAAAAAAAACUUUAAAACUUUAAAUUUGAAGUUUUAAGGAGUGAAACUCUAUAUUUGAAGUUUCACUGCUCAAAACUUCAAAUUUGAAGUUUCAUAUUUUUAUUUGUAUUUUGGUUCAUAUAAUCACAAAUCACUUUUAUGAUUCAUAAAUAUUUUCUCGUUUAUUUUUUUAAUCCUUAAAAAAAAUUACAUCUCAUAAAUAUUUUAAAUUUCACACAUAACAUUAAAUAAAACUUUAAAAUAAGAUUUAAAAUAUUUUAAACUAGAUUUAAACAACAAUAAUAUACAAAAGAAACUUAACAAAAAGAUUUUAAAAAGUAACAUGGAGACAUAACUAUUAUACAAAUUUAAAUAUUACAAUAACACUAAUAGCCAGGUAAGUUUGAUCCGGAACUUUCAAAAUUUUCAAAUAUUAUCCAAUUUUUUUUGUGUAACUGAAAAUGGUUGUUGUUGUUGUUGUUGUUGUUUUUGAUAUCUUUAUCUUGCAAUUCUUUCUUGUUCAUAUCUAAUAUAUUCACGAGUAUUAAUAUCAUCGAAAAGAAAUUAGUCUUUUAGCAAUAUUUUAUGUUUCUUUUUUACUUUCUUGUUCCGGUCUAAUGUAUUUACAAGUAUCAAUAUCAUCUGAUUUUAACAACUUUUAGCUCGUAAUUUACAAAGUAAAAAUAAGGAGAGCCAUUUUUACUUUGAAAUGCACUAAUAUAUUAUAUAUGCAUUACGAAAAUCAUUUUAUGGAAAAAUAUGGUAUUUUUUUUGAAGUUUAAUAUUAAUUAAGUUAUUUUUAUUUAAAUUUUUAUAUUUUAAUAGAAUAUUUUAUUAAUUAAUAUUGUUGUAAUAUGUUUAUAUGUGCUAGUUAUUUACAAAAGUUUUAGGGUUUCAAAUUAGUUAUGAAAAAUAUAAGGACCAUGUUAUAAAAUAGAAAUAGUUUUGAAGUUGAGUGUGAAGUUUUGCUUUUGGAUAAGAAAACCUUUAAAUUUCAAAAAUAUAAAGUUUUAGAAACUUCAAAAUAGAGUUUAUUUUUGGAGAUGCUCUAAGUGCAAAAGUAUUGAACUUACUUUUGUAGGUUAUCUAUACUCUCUCCAAAAGUGUGUUUAAGACUUCUGCACUUAUGUUAAAAAUAUUUUUAUCUCUUAUUAAUGUAAAUUCUAUGUGUUUUGUUAAUUAGUGAUUAAAGACUCUGGGUAAAAUUGAAUUUUUUUUUAUUUAAUAUAUAAUUGGAAAUAAAAAUGAUACUUUUAAUGAAACAAAAUUGUAAAAUAUAAGAACAAUUAAUAAUCCAAACAUGAGUGGUAUUAGGCAUAGACACAUUUAUCUGGAACCAAAAAAACUGAACCGAACCAAAAAACAAGGUUCAUAUUGGGAUCUUAUCAGUUAUUCGAGUGAAUUUUAUAUUUCUAGAACCAAAAAUCCAAAUUUAUAUAAUAUAAUUUAUAUACUUAUAAUAUUAACUAUAUUUAGGUUUAAACGAUCAAAAAAAUAAAAAUAUUAUUUAUUAAUUUAAAUACUCAAAAAUGAAUUACCAGAAUAAUUGUUAUUUGAAAUAUUUAAAAUUAUCUGAAUUAUCUAAAUUUUAUCUAGAAAUUUGAAAAUCUGAUAUUAAUCCCCAAACCCCAACUUUUUGACUUUUUUAAUCCAGAAUUAACCAACAAAAACGAAUUGAAAACAUAUUAGAUGGUUCUUAAUUUUGUUACCAAAACUGAACCAAUAACUAAAAUAAUUAAAUCUAAAUCGAAACGAAUUUUCUAAAUACCUGAACAGAUCAUAGACUUCUAGAACAUAAGAACUAAAGAUUCGAAUCGGAAUAGAACCAAAAAUUGAAUGCCCAGGGCUAGAGGGUCUAGUGGUAGACGAAAUUUCAGGAAGGUAAGUGAUCAGUUAAUUCGAAGCAACCCUACAACACUACAUGCCCACGCAUAUAUAGGUUAUGUUUUGGGUUUUAUUUGAAUAUCAGAAUGGAGAUCUAUUUGUGGGGUAAUCUUAAUUUGGGGAUUAGUUUGAGCCAUUCUAUAAACUAAUAUGGGAUGAAUCUCAAUUUGGAGAUUACUGUAAGUACUUUAAGAAACGUUGAGAAGUUGAUGUCAAACAAAAAAAGCGUCAAGAAGUUCAUGUGUGGAAAUACGGAACGGCAAGUUCGUUUGGAGUAUUCUGAGAUAUUGUUUCUUUAAACAGAUCUAUGUCCCUCAUUGGUCAAUUUAGUUUCUUUCGGACUUGUCUGAAUUAAUCAGACAAACUUAGAAUAUUUGUACACACUUAGGAUCUUUUCCCCACUAAACAACAUACUCCCUCCGUUUUUUAUUAUAAGUCGUUUUAGAGAAACUUUUUUGUUCCAAAUUAUAUGUCGUUUUCGGUUUUCUAUGUAAAAUUUAUUAAUAAUUAAUGUUGUAUGACCAAUGGUAAUAUAUCUUAUAUUUUUCUAUUGGUUGAAUUGUGGUUAGGUAAAUAGUUAAUGAUGUUUUUGUUUAAAAAAUAUAAAAAAUUAAUGGUUUUCUUAAUCUACGUGUAUAGCUGUAAAACGACUUAUAUUAAAAAACGGAGAGAGUAACAUAAGUAUUUGAACAAUAUUGUUGACUUUCUGUAAUUUUAAUGAUUAUAUUACACGAGCACAUACAGCUAAGAUUCAUCGGUAUAUCCUCUACGAUUCUUUAAGACUAUUAUAUCUCUAGUUCGUGCAAGUUUGAAAAAGAAGUUCGUGCAAGUUUUACUAUUUAUUAAAGCACGAUCAAAUAUACAUUACUACAUAUUUACAUGUUAUAUUCUGUGUUAUGGUAGAAUAAAUAAUCGUAAGUAUAAUACAAAAAUGGUAAAAAUUAAAAAAAAAAAAAAAAAAAA